AUGUCCCGCAUCAAGCAGGCCACACCGCUGCGGCGCGAGCCGUCGUCGGAGUAUGCUGGGAAACAGGAUUUGAGGAGUUGGGAGUCGGGGACAACAGGAACAGGGACGGAAGCAGAAAAAGCAGGGAGGUUAAAUGGGGAAGUCAAGGAAAAAGGGCAGGUUGCGGCUGCGGCUGCUGCUGUGGUGAGGAAGGAGGCCGGGAUUGUUACGUUGGUUAUUGAUGUUUUGGGGAUUUAUGCUUCUUUCCUCACAUGGGCCUACCUCCAAGAAAAACUCACCACCACCACCUACACCAACAGCGGCCCCGACUCCGUCCCCGAACGCUUCAAAUUCCCCGUCUUCCUCCUCACCAUCCAAUCCCUCUUCGCCUCCCUCGGCGGCAAACUCUUCUCCGUCCUCACCACCCCGCGCGGCCAACCCGUCCCUGCCUUGAUCCCCUCCCGCGAUAUCCUCCCCCCCCUCCUCCUCGUCGCCUUCACCAAUGCUUUGGCGGCCCCCUUUGGAUACGCCGCGCUGGCGCAUAUCGAUUAUAUCACGUAUAUCCUGGCGAAGAGCUGUAAAUUGCUCCCCGUCAUGGCGUUGCAUAUUACGGUCUUUCGGAAACGGUAUCCGCUGUAUAAGUACCUCGUCGUUGCUGCUGUGACGUGUGGAGUGGCGGUGUUUACCUUGCAUUCCGGCAGCGGACACAAAAAGAAGGCGUCAACACAUUCGGGCCAGACGGCGUGGGGGAUGCUGCUGCUGGGUAUCAACCUGCUGUUUGAUGGGCUCACCAACUCGACGCAGGAUUAUAUUUUUACCAAUUGGCGCGGGUAUACGGGCCCGCAGAUGAUGGCGGCGAAUAACUUGUUGGGGUCGGUGUUGACGGGCGGGUAUCUGGUGUUGAGUCCGUGGUUGGUGAGGACGGGGUUGGGGGAGUGGUUUGGAAUGGAUGUGAGCGGGAGUGCUGGGGAGUUGGAGGCUGCGCUGGGGUUUUUGGCGAGGCAUCCGACGGUGUGGAGGGAUGUUUUGGGGUUUGCGUUGUGUGGGUGUGUGGGGCAGGUGUUUAUUUUCCACACCCUCUCAACAUUCUCCUCCGUCCUCCUCGUCACCGUGACAGUAACCCGCAAAAUGUUCACCAUGAUCCUGAGCGUGGUCGCGUUCGGCCACCGUCUCUCGCAGAUGCAGUGGCUCGGUGUCGGGCUGGUGUUUGGUGGGAUUGGUGUCGAGGCGCAGAUUGCGAGGCGCGAGAAAUUGGCUAAGGAGGCUGCUAAGGCUGCUGCUGGUAAGAAGAGAGAGUAG
Molecule: messenger RNA, 1278 nt
Organism: Dichotomopilus funicola
Lineage: Eukaryota; Fungi; Ascomycota; Sordariomycetes; Sordariales; Chaetomiaceae
Product: UAA transporter family-domain-containing protein
Exons: 3
Coding region: 1-1278 (425 amino acids)
Biological process (GO): UDP-galactose transmembrane transport
Cellular component (GO): Golgi membrane; endoplasmic reticulum membrane
Molecular function (GO): UDP-galactose transmembrane transporter activity; UDP-glucose transmembrane transporter activity
Source: RefSeq, a predicted model, not a curated record